This is a messenger RNA of Melampsora larici-populina 98AG31, 1338 nucleotides long. RefSeq lists its product as uncharacterized. The record is from RefSeq and is a predicted model, not a curated record. Gene Ontology annotation, molecular function: transmembrane transporter activity. Gene Ontology annotation, cellular component: membrane. NCBI's taxonomy places the organism in Eukaryota, Fungi, Basidiomycota, Pucciniomycetes, Pucciniales, Melampsoraceae. Bases 1 to 1338 code for a protein of 445 amino acids. Gene Ontology annotation, biological process: transmembrane transport. The transcript has 14 exons.
AUGAAUCGAAAGAUCGUACGAAAAAUCGAUAUCCACACUAUGCCGAUCCUAUCAUUACUCUGGCUAAGCUGUUUCAUCGACAGGACAAAUAUUGGAAACGCCAAGAUCGCAGGUCUAGAAAAAGAUCUCGGUCUCAAAGGUAUACAGUUCAACAUUGGACUAGCUGUUUUUUUUCUGACUUACGUCACAUCCGAGAUACCUUCCAAUCUUCUGAUUGGACGCUUUGGAAUCAAGAAUUGGUUAACGUUUUUGGUUUGUGGCUGGGGAAUUGUGACACUGUGUUCGGCGUUCAUGACCAACUAUGCAACUUUCAUCGUAACUCGCUUGUUAUUAGGCAAGUUUUCGUGCCUUUUUGAGGGCGGAAUGCUACCAGGAAUGGUAUUAUACCUUUCCACACUUUAUAGGAAAAAUGAGUUGCAACUCAGAAUCGGUAUCCUCAUAUCAUGCGUAGCCUUGGGAGGAGCUUUUAGUGGGCUUCUGGCUUAUGGAAUCCAGCGAAUGAACGGAAUUAGGCAUCAGCCUGGGUGGGCUUGGGUCUUUAUAUUAGAGGGGCUCUUGACGAUUGUGUUUUCGAUCAUCGGCUGGUUCAUACUUUGUCCAAGUAUCGCAUCUGCCAGGUUUUUAGAUAUAUAUGAGAAGGAUUUUGCAGAUGACAAGACAGCAGAGCGUAAUCAGCGUCCUUCCGAUCACUCCGACAGUCCUGAAGUGGAGCAUUUCGAAUGGGCUGAAGUGCGCCGCGGGCUUCGGGAUCCACAAGCUUGGAUGACUGGACUUGCUGUAAUGGCACUCUUGGUCGAGUUGUAUACUUUUAGGAUGGUCAUAGUAGUGGCUCGGGUCUCAGAUAAAGCUCGAAUUCGCGGGCCACUUGUGUUGGUUUUACUCCCAAUCAGUGUUGCAGGAUACAUCCUGGCAUGCCUGUCAAGAAGUCCAAGGGUUCGAUACGCGAGUGUGUUCCUUAUGACGACAGGGAUAUUUCCAUCUUUAGCUUGCUUUCUCACUAUCCUCCCCAACAACUCUUCUGGAGUUACUAAGAGAGCUACUACCAUUGCAGUUCAAAUCAUGAUUGGAAAUGUAGCAGGAUUUAUAGCUCCUUUUGUUUACACAAACGCUGCCCAUCAAGGACCGCGAUUUGUGAAAGGUCAUAAAAUCGCACUGACAUUCGUUUGCGCAGCUUGGCUAUGUACGGCAGCCAAUGUACUUUAUUGCUGGAAAGAAAAUAUUGCUCGAAAGGCUGGAAAAAGAGAUCAUAUAGCAUGGGAGUAUUGGAAACAACGAGAUGAGGGAACGACCAAGUCUCCCAUUGGGGAUCGUGAUCCGACAUUUUUAUAUACCUUGUGA